GGCGGCACAUCGGCGUUGAGGAGGAUGGAGGCGCCCCUGGUAAGCCUGGAGGAGGAGUUCGAGGAGGGGCCCGGGGACGAUGGGGGGACCCCCUUACGUACUGCAGACCCGGCGCUGGCCGAGCUGGAGAGCUUCUCGGCCGAGAUGAUGAGCUUCAAGUCGAUGGAGGACCUGGUGCAGGAGUUCGACGAGAAGCUCACCGUCUGCUUCCGCAACUACGACGCUGCCACUGAAGGUCUGGCCCCCGUGCGGGGGCAUCUCCAGGCGCAGGAGGAGGAGGAGCGCCUCCAGGAUGAGGAGGUCUGGGAUGCUCUCACCGAUGGCUUCGCCCCACGGGGCUCCCCCCGGCCCUGGCUGCUCCCCGGCCCCCCCUCCUUGGCUCCCCAAACCCUCCCCUGUCCCCGCAUGACCCUCCCGGCAACGCUUGACGGCUGUCAAUCGCCCCCAAGGCUCAGCGACCAUCAGGGCACUGCAGACUACCCAAAAAUGCUCUGCGAGAAGGAGGAGGAGGAGGAGGAGCUCACUGAGAGGAGUGAGCAAGACUCGGGCAUCAACGAGGAGCCACUGUUGACAGCUGAGCAGGUCAUCGAGGAGCUGGAGGAGCUGAUGCAGAGUUCGCCUGACCCCGAGGCCGACCCUGAGGGUGAUGAGGAUGAGGAAGAGGAGGAGGAGGAAACUGAGGCCGACGCUGAAGGCGACGGCAGUGGCGGGGGCACGGAGCCCAUCCUUCUGCAGGAGCUGCGUGCUUUCUCCCCUGCCUUCAACAACAACUGCUCCCAUGAAGGUAUGGCCACCAAAACCCAGCGCUUCAGCAUGGAGGGCAUCUCCAGCAUCCUUCACUCCGGCCUACGCCAGACCUUCGGUCCCGCUGCCAAUGAGAAGCAGUACCUGAACACGGUGAUUCCCUAUGAGAAGAAAGGGUCGCCACCCUCCGUCGAGGACCUGCAGAUGCUCACCAACAUCCUGUUUGCCAUGAAGGAGGGGAACGAGAAGGUGCCCACACUGCUCACGGACUACAUCCUCAAAGAAAUCCAUGUGACGGACGCGGUGGCCCACGGUGAAAACCCGCUGUCGCCCCACAGCAUCCGAGCAUCGUCUGGGGAAAACAGCUUCCCCUAA
Molecule: messenger RNA, 1119 nt
Organism: Charadrius vociferus (killdeer)
Lineage: Eukaryota; Metazoa; Chordata; Aves; Charadriiformes; Charadriidae
Gene: FEZ1
Product: fasciculation and elongation protein zeta 1 (zygin I)
Exons: 8
Coding region: 25-1119 (364 amino acids)
Cellular component (GO): cytoplasm; axon
Source: RefSeq, a predicted model, not a curated record